GAGUCAAGACCUACCAAAGAACAUCCUCACAGACACUGAAUUACUGGAUAAGUCUGAGUCCGAGUGUAAUACUCCAAUCAACGUCUACAGUGUUGCUCUCUAUAACUUCCGCAAACCACAUACACACCGGUAUCUUAAUUAUUCAGAUGUCAUACGCGCGGAAGACUCGACUGAUUACGCUGCCGUUCCAUACCGCGCCAGACUUGCCGAGCACGCUAUCUUUCACCGUUUGAAUGAACCUGACUACCCGUACGGGACAUGGGUUCUUGCCAACCUAUCCAAGUGCGCAUUUGUUCGGGCGAGCUCAACCUCAGACCUCGAUAAGCAGCCGCAUUCUUUCAACGACCUUUUUGCCGGAGAUUAUCCGACUUUAGGGGCUGUUCUAGUGUCUCGGAUUUCUUGGGCUAAUGGGCCUUAUGCAAUGGGCAUGCGGCACGGCACGAAUGAAAAAUUAUACCAUGGUGUAUGGGCUGGCGAUCGUUUUACUACGAUUGACAAACUGGAUCAACACGAGGGAGAAAAGGAAUGGGAGGAUGUCAGCGAGGAAGUGAUGGAGGACAUGGUAGAGAUAUGGAAAAUGGAACAUGUGGAUGGACGCUUUGUGAAUGGGUGCACAUUGGAGCUCAUUUUUGAUUGCAGUGCAAUACACGUUGCAGGUCCGCACUUUCUGUUGCAUCACUAAAAUAUAUUUGAUAUAAGU
Serpula lacrymans var. lacrymans S7.9 is the source of this 700-nucleotide messenger RNA. RefSeq lists its product as uncharacterized. The transcript is spliced from 2 exons. Lineage: Eukaryota; Fungi; Basidiomycota; Agaricomycetes; Boletales; Serpulaceae. The coding region runs from base 422 to 682 and encodes 86 amino acids. The record is from RefSeq and is a predicted model, not a curated record.